Messenger RNA from Scomber japonicus (chub mackerel), 1656 nucleotides. Its product is annotated as actin filament-associated protein 1-like 2. Gene Ontology annotation, molecular function: SH3 domain binding; SH2 domain binding. The transcript has 13 exons. Bases 1 to 1584 code for a protein of 527 amino acids. Gene Ontology annotation, cellular component: cytosol. The record is from RefSeq and is a predicted model, not a curated record. NCBI's taxonomy places the organism in Eukaryota, Metazoa, Chordata, Actinopteri, Scombriformes, Scombridae. Gene Ontology annotation, biological process: positive regulation of DNA-templated transcription; inflammatory response; positive regulation of interleukin-8 production.
AUGUGGGUCCAUAAUGACAGACCAGGUCCUCCUGAGAUCCAGCAGGGCCCCGAGGUGCCCCCCCUCCCACCCGGAGGCCUCGGCAGUGAGGAUGAUGAAGAUACCUACGAGGAAGCAGAACCUUACCUGCCGAGCACGACCACAACUAAUGCAGAUAAGACGGACUCGGACAGCAGCCACUACGAGUCGUACGGAGAGGAAGAGGAUGAUGAAGAUCUGGUGAAGGACCGAGCUCACUACCUCCAGUGGAGCGCCUCUCAGCCCUGCCUGAGGCCCACGCCAGAGUCCCGCCUCUGUGGAUACCUGUGGAAGAGGAAGUGGCUCGGACAGUGGACCAAACAGCUGUUCAUCAUCAGGAACGACGUGCUGCUGUGUUAUAAAUGUGCUCGGGACCUGCUGCCCCAGCUGGAGUUGAGUCUGCGUGGCUGUCAGCUUGUCUACAAGACGAAGACCAACAGGAAGAUCCAACACCAGCUGAAACUGGUCCUGCUGGGCUCAGAGACGCUGGUGCUCGGAUACAACAGCUUCCAGCAGGCCGACGAGUGGAGGAAGGUGAUAGAGGAGGUGAGUGUUGGAGGUGAGGUGGAGAGUCGGAGGUCGUCAUGUCACAUUAGAUCAAGCCAGCUGCUGUCCUGCAGGUCCAGUACAGUCCUGGUUGAGUCUGACGAGGAGAGACCUCUAACUCACUCCAGCCUCAAAAAGAACAAAGGCUUCCUGAACGUGCUGAUGAACUGUCAGUGGCAGAGUUUACUGUGUCAGGUGGAGGCGGGACUCCUCAACAUGUUCGCAGAGGAGGAUGAGGACGAGGAGGAGGAUGAGGAGGAGGGAGGGGAGGUGAGGAGGGAACGGUCACCUCAGUACACCGUCCAGCUCCGAGGGUGUGAGGUCCGACCGGGUCCCGACACAGACCGCUCCUACAGGAUCACACUGAGCAUGCACGGAGACCAGGUGGCUGUUCUGGAGGUCAGUAGUUCAGGUGAAAAGGACCGAUGGCUGCAGCUGCUGCGGGACGGAGCUGCCCAUCAGGGUCACCAUGACAACAGCAAAGCAGAGCACCCAGGUGGAGCUCUCAGCGGUCUGCAGACGAGGAGGUUUCCCACCUCCAACACCUACAUGGACGACCCCUUCCACCUGGGAGGAACAGGCCGAGACCCGCCCAUCUACUCCAACACCUCCAUACUGGAGCACAUGCUCCACAGCUCUCAGGAUUCAGUUCGCUGCAGCUCCAUAUCGUCCAGAGACUCAGUGACCUACAGCAACACCGUCUUCACCACACACAACAGGAAGGUGGGUGAGAUGGAGCGAAGCAUUCAAAAGCUGGAGCUGACUGGGAAGAAAGGGGUGCAGCUGAGGGCGGGGUCAGAGAUAAACCUGGCGUCUGCCGGGAAGCAAAACAAACGCACCUCGUUCAGACAGUCGCUGGCCGUCUGCACUGAGCGCGCUCAGGCGGGUUUCCUAAGUCCUCUGCUGCGACGGACGGCCUCGGCUAAAACCUCUCUGAGACGAGCUCCUUCAGCGCUGUUCAUCGAGCACGGAAAGGUUUUCGAGAGGAGGAAGGAAUGGGAGACCAAAGCUGCUGCCUGACACCGACCGGCCAAUCAUCACAUGCCAGCAAACACACACACACACACACACACACACACAACCACGAAGACA